AUGAUUCGCGAACGUCCUGCUUUCAAGUCCCUCAACUCCGCUGAUGUCAUGGAAAGAGUGAACACUCACAAGGAACAAGAAGAAGAGAAAAGAGAUCUGUAUGGCUCAACUCAACGCAAAAAUCAUGCUCUCAAGGCUGUGGCUGAUGCUUCCUCCGAUGGAAAUGCCGAAGAAGAUUCUGAUGAUCUAGAAAGGCUCAGCAAAGAUCUCGCACUGAUCACAAAAAGAUCCCAACGGUUCCACAAGAAGAGACAGUUCAAAAAAAGAAGUUCAAGCAACUCCGGGGGCUCAAAAUCUGCGUUGAAACUCGCUGGAGAAUACACCCGCGUCAAGUGCAAAAAGCCUAGACACUUCAUUUUUGACUGCCCUCUCUUGGAAGCUAAAAUCCGUGCUAGUGGGAGAUAUGAUUCGGUCAACCAUCGAGGCAAAAACAAGAGAAAGAAAUACGACUCCGAAGAUGAGAAGGAAACGAAGAAAUUCUUCAAAAAGAAGGACAACUCCACUUCAAAAUCUUUGUCAAGAUCUUCAUCAAGGAAUCCUUCCAAGUCCUCCUCCAACCGCAAGAAUACCUCUCGCAAGGCCAAGGCGUACAUCGGCAAGGCAAUAGAUUCUGAUGAAGAAGAAUCGUCAGGUUCCGAAGAAGAAGAAGAAUCUGAUGAGGAUUCCGACUCCGGCAUGGAUGGCAUAGCAUGUGCCUCUUCACCUACAACCAACUUCUUCGGAGAUCAUUCAAGCAAUGAUGAAUCUCCUGCCUAG
Messenger RNA from Aegilops tauschii subsp. strangulata, 756 nucleotides. Lineage: Eukaryota; Viridiplantae; Streptophyta; Magnoliopsida; Poales; Poaceae. The record is from RefSeq and is a predicted model, not a curated record.